AUGGUGAAGCAGAAAAACCACACGGCCCGUAACAACACGGUGAAGGCUCACCGCAAUGGUAUCAAGAAGCCAAAGAUCCACCGUUUUACCUCUACGCGUGGCCUUGACCCCAAGUUCCUGCGCAACCAGCACUGGGCCAAGAAGUUUGACAAGAAGCACCGCAACCGCAAGAAUAAGAACAAGGAGGAAUAA
Molecule: messenger RNA, 192 nt
Organism: Peronospora matthiolae
Lineage: Eukaryota; Oomycota; Peronosporomycetes; Peronosporales; Peronosporaceae
Source: the annotation of a GenBank genome assembly